Molecule: messenger RNA, 897 nt
Organism: Racocetra persica
Lineage: Eukaryota; Fungi; Glomeromycota; Glomeromycetes; Diversisporales; Gigasporaceae
Source: the annotation of a GenBank genome assembly
GCUCUCAUUGAUAAAUACGUUCAAGAGAUUAAAAAUAAAUUAAAAGCAGCAGGAAUUACUGACAAAGAAAUAGAAAUUUUGGGGAAUAAAAAGUUGAAAAAUGCUAAAAGUGAAGAAGAAUUGGAAGAGGCUUUGAAAAAAACUCGUGACAUCGCCAAUAAUAGUUCAGACGAGGAAUUAAAAAAACAAAAAGAGGAAACGGAAAGAAAAUUAGGUGAAAAAAACAAGCAAAAAGCCCGAGAAAUUAUUCGGGAUGAGGUAAAUGGCGUUUUAGAAGAAAACGGAAUAAAAUCAGAGGAUUUAAGCACGGAGGUCAAACAAAAAUACGACGAAUUGAAUAAUAAUAUCGAAACGAGCCAAGCCCAAACCAUACGAACCGAGAUUUUUAAUGAUAUGGGAAAAAAGGCUCUCGAAAAAUUAAUCGCUGCUCUCGAACAAGCGAUUAAAAACAAAAAUAAAAAUGAGUUUGAAAGCCAAAGGAAAAAAUUACAAGAGUUUAUGAAUAGUCAAGUUGAUUACAAAAAAUCGGCUUAUGAAAAGAAAAGAGAUGAAGUUCAGCGAUUAUUAGACCAAGCCAAAAAUCAUUCUAAUCAAGAAAAUAGUAAAGAUGACGGAUUUUUCCGUCUGAAUAAUCCGCUAAUGUGGGUUUCAGGAGUGGCAGCAGUGGGGAUAGUGGCAGGAGCAGUAUUAAUAGUUCGUUCACGAAAGAGAAAAGCAGCAAGAAAUAUUACUAUAAGUAAAAGAGAAAUUAAGCAACCACUAAUUACUUUUCGUGUCAAAACCAAACAAGAAGAACCAAAAAUAAUUAAUUUAGCGGUUCAUUUAGAAAAAUUGACGGCUCAGUUAAGCGAUGGACGAGAAUUGAGUAUUCCUAUUGAUUGGUUUGCUAAGUGGGGA